This is a messenger RNA of Magallana angulata, 2593 nucleotides long. RefSeq names its product growth arrest-specific protein 2-like. The transcript has 8 exons. Gene Ontology annotation, molecular function: actin filament binding; microtubule binding; cytoskeletal adaptor activity. Lineage: Eukaryota; Metazoa; Mollusca; Bivalvia; Ostreida; Ostreidae. Bases 534 to 1571 code for a protein of 345 amino acids. Gene Ontology annotation, cellular component: actin filament. The record is from RefSeq and is a predicted model, not a curated record. Gene Ontology annotation, biological process: actin crosslink formation.
ACAAAACUGCUGCAAUGUUUUGAAUUGAUAACAAAUUAAUCCAGUCCGAUAUACAUGUAGUGUACAGACCUAUAUAUAUCCCCCCCAGGUGUUACACGAGCCCUUUUAAUCUUCGAUAAUGAUAUACAUUUAGGAAGAAACAAAAUGACGGCAGUUUUCUGUGAAUUACUCUAUUUUCUCUGGUUAUCAAACGCACAAAGAAUGACGUCCAAGUGUGAAAUCUGGUGAACUAUAGCAGUAACGUCAUCGAGACUUUGUGGCUUUCGGUCGGCCAGAUAAGUUGCCAAUUUUUGUUUUGUGAGUAAACAUUACAGGUGCUGCCAUUGUGUUAAGAUGAUUACAGAAUAAUGUUUAUUUUUGUCCCAAUAAAUUCGUUUCAACAAUCGAGAAACACAGGUCAAAUGAGAUUUAAAUGUGGAAAACUCUAUGUGCAGUGGGGUAAUUGGAGACCAGUUAUAUUCUGUCAUUCACAGGGAAGAACAUUUUCACAAAUUGCUCAGGAGUUAUAAGUUUACUGGAUUUUUACUGUCAAGAUGAUUAUGGAUGGCAAAAAAAUAAGAAAUACUAUGACAACAAUGAGAGAGGCGGGAUUGUCCCGCCCAGAGGCGGGGCUUGAUCCGAGAUUGACAGCUAAUGGGGCUCCCAAGGCUCCCAAAGAGGAGGAGGAAUGCCACGUGUCACAGAAGCUGGCGGUGCUACAGGAGGAGAGUCUGAAGCCAAUCAAAGAGGACCUGGCCGAGUGGAUCGCCAGGACACUGGGCAUAGAAAUUACAACAGAUAAUUUUCUGGAGAUUCUGGACAAUGGCGUCCAUUUAUGUAAUCUGGCCAAGAUAAUCCAGGGGAAGGCAGAGGAAUGUGUCAUGGAUGGAUCCUACACUGAGCCUCUACCUAAGGUAUCCCUGAAGUACCGCAAUAACGCCACCUCAGGCUCCUGGUUUGCCAGAGACAACACCGCCAACUUUCUGAAGUGGUGCAAGGCAUUUGGAAUGGCAGACGACCAGAUGUUUGAAACAGAGUAUCUAGUAUCUCACACGGGGGAGAAAUCAGUCUUGAUGACCAUACUAGAGCUGGCCAGAAUCGGCUACAAGUUUGGUCUGGAUCCUCCCAACCUGAUCCGGAUGGAGAAAGAAAUCGAGAAGGAGGAGGAGGUCGUAGAGGUCAAACCGGCCAAACCUUCUGGUCUCGAUGCUGAGGUAAUCCCCAUAGCAACCGCCGAAAAUAUAUUUGACCUUGACGCUGAGGACAACUCACAAAGCCAUAUGGUGCGGAGGAUAGCCUUUCUGUGUAAAUGCCAUGAUCAUGUGAAGAAGCUUGGCGACGGCAAAUACCUCAUCUUUGGAAAAGUGGUUCAAAUUAGAUUCCUGAAGAAUCGUCACCUGAUGGUACGGGUGGGUGGGGGAUGGGACACCCUGGAGAAUUACUUGAUCCACCACCGACCUGUCGAAGUGUUCGAGCACAAGCGCCUGGUGCCCGGAGAGCCACACGAUGUGGGCAACAAGUACCUCUACUUCAAGUCCAAGUACAAGUCCCAUGCCCAGGUGGCCAGUGAGCAAAAUGGGCACGUCCACUGAGAGAUGGGUGCACCUAUAUACACAGUGUAUCAUGGGGCUUGCCCACAGAGUUAUGUAUAUACACAUUGUAUCAUGGGCUUGUUCACUGAGAGAGGUAUGUUAACAGUGUAUCAUGGGCAUGCCCACUGAGAGAUGAAAGCUCGUUGGUGUACCUGUACAAAGUGUAUCAUGGGUUACCCAUUUUUUUGACACACAGAGAGAAAUAUCCUGUUCAUAUAUAGCAUUGACUGUUGCUGCAUCCAUUUUGAAUCAGGUUGUGCAUGUUUUUGGAGAAAUAUGGGUCAAAGAAAUGCAUUCACCUUGUUUAUUAGGCACUUGUUUUGUUCACAGUAUUUAAUUGAAUUGUAUUUAGAGUUUAUCGGUUUUCUGGGGUUACUGUUAUUUUUCCCCAUAUAUUCGUGAUUGUUCAAAUGUAUAUGCAAAGGUUGUGAAGAAUUUUUUUUGCUGGGUAUAAUUUGUAUUUAUUCAGCUGUUGUUAUUGUUGCACAAGUUACACAUUCUUAUCUUAUACUGGAAAAGUAUUCUCUGUCUUUGUACAUGUAUUACAUUGUAUAUUAUUUUCAAAACAUUUGUACAACAAAAAUGCAUGGUUUGCCAUUUUAUUAUCCAUAUGUCUUGUACCAGCUAGCUACAAAAACAUUCUGUUUGUGAUUUAAGCGAUAAAAAAUUGCAGAGAACAUAUUUCAUUCUUCAGUGGAUGCUUUGCAUUCUGAGAAUGUUGUCAUCUAAAACACUGAGUAAUGUUAAUACUCAAGUUUUUUUGAUGGGUGCUCAUGUAAAAUUUCACCAGGGUUUAUUAUUUUUUUUUUUACAUGAUUGUGUUUAUUUUGUUGUUGAUGAUAGCUCCUAUCUAAACUUACUCCACUUGCUACCAUUGUGAAUUUUACAUAUUUUUUUGCCUAAUGUAGACUUAAGAUAGUUUAUAACUUUGACUCUGAUGUAACAUGUACAAACACAUCUUUCUUAGUAUUUGGUAAUAAGAGUAUAGUUUUACAAACUUAUUAAACUUGCAUCUAACUGUG